AUGCAACCCAAUAGCCCAUCAGCAGCAGAGGGAAUGGAAAGAGUAUAAUCAAAAUUAUUCCUGUGGCGCAGCUUUAAAAAUAGUUUGGUUAUAUUUUUUAAAGAAACUGGAUUACAUGGUUUAAAAUUUGUAGGCGAUGCAGCGUUAACUAUUUGGGAAAGAUGCUUUUUUCUAAUUGCGUUUGUUGCUGCUUUCAUAUUGACUUGCCAGCUGAUUUCAAAUAUUUAUGCCAAAUGGAAUAGCACGCCCGUUAUUAUAGGCAUUAGUCCACAUGCAACAUCAAUACUUAAAGUACCCUUUCCGGCUGUUACUAUAUGCAACAUGAACCAGGUGCAACGCAGCAAGGUUCAGCAUUAUAAAGUCGGCUCACACGAAUACGAGGCUUUGCAUAAUCUUUGCAACUCCGAUGAUGAAGCAAGCGAAGAAUCUGCGGAUUAUUAUACCAACAAUACAAUUAUAAUAGCCGACUUUGUUAGCACUCAUGCUCAGCCCUGUGAGCAGAUGUUUCAUUAUUGCCGCUUUGGCGCUAAAGAAUUUGAUUGUAAAACUUAUUUUCGACAAGUCAUUACCGAUGAGGGAAUCUGUUGUAUGUUCAAUGGUUUGCCACCGCAAAUAUUAUACAAAACAGACUCGCCAAGCAAUUUAAACUUAAGCGUGGGUGUGGGCUUUGUGCCUGUGGCAUGGAAUCCGGAGACAGGUUAUCCUAAGGAUUUGCCUAAAUUGUUUUACCCUACGACAGCUGUUGGUACUGGCAUUACAAUGGGCUUUACUGUAGUUUUGGAUGCGCAGCUUAAUGAAUAUUAUUGCUCAUCGACAAAUGGACCUGGAUUUAAAUUAUUAUUUCACAAUGCGAUUUCAACGCCCAAUUUAAAAGAGGACGGCAUAAUGUUAGGCAUUGGCUACGAAACUAAUUUUCGACUUGAGUUUAGCAUCUCUGAGUCGCAUCCGAACAUAAGAUCGAUCAAGCGCAUCGAUCGCCAGUGCGUCUUUAACAAAGAGAAGGUUUUGCUCUACCAUAAGGACUACACGCAAAAGAGCUGUGAGGAUGAGUGCCGUGCAAAGUUUCUAUAUAAUUUGUGCGGCUGCAUACCACAUAAAUAUCCGCAUAUCUAUAAAUAUGCACGCGUUUGCGCUGUGAAGGAUAUUUUUUGUGAACGACGUGCUGAGCUUGAGAACUAUAAAUCUGAGGCUGACAAGUGCCGCAAGCUCUGUCUGCCAAGCUGCUUUCAUCUGACAUACGUGGCGGAUGCAUUCUACAUUCCGCUGGCUAAGCACGAUUUUCGCAUUGCUAAUGCGAAGGUGGCGCAGCUGAACAAAAGCUAUUUGCUGGAGAAUGUAGCCGUUAUGAAUCUGUAUUAUCGCGAAUCUGCAUACUACGGCACCAUGAAGAAUGUCUACUUUGGCCUAACAGAGUUUCUUUCAAAUAUUGGCGGUGUUAUGGGCUUGUUUAUGGGUUUUAGCGUUAUCUCGUUGGCGGAAGUGUUUUACUUUUUAAUGCUUAAGCCCAUUUCUGAGCUUUUAUUGUGGCAACGUGGCAGGCAGCAGCUCAGAAAUGAUCCUCAGCCUGGCAAGCAGCAAGCAACUCCUAAGAAGAAUAAGAACGAAGAGAUUUGGUAUAGCAGCGAGCUAUAUCCAAAGGGCAUUGCUAGAAAAUCAACACUUGCCAACAAGCAUUAAUACAUUGUUCUACAA
This is a messenger RNA of Drosophila busckii, 1692 nucleotides long. It is a transcript of the gene ppk12, whose product is annotated as pickpocket protein 28. Gene Ontology annotation, molecular function: ligand-gated sodium channel activity. Gene Ontology annotation, biological process: sodium ion transmembrane transport. Lineage: Eukaryota; Metazoa; Arthropoda; Insecta; Diptera; Drosophilidae. The transcript is spliced from 8 exons. The record is from RefSeq and is a predicted model, not a curated record. Gene Ontology annotation, cellular component: membrane.